Anopheles coustani is the source of this 5583-nucleotide messenger RNA. RefSeq names its product fibroin heavy chain-like. Lineage: Eukaryota; Metazoa; Arthropoda; Insecta; Diptera; Culicidae. The record is from RefSeq and is a predicted model, not a curated record. The transcript is spliced from 13 exons. The coding region runs from base 1 to 5583 and encodes 1860 amino acids. Gene Ontology annotation, biological process: proteolysis. Gene Ontology annotation, molecular function: zinc ion binding; aspartic-type endopeptidase activity; nucleic acid binding.
AUGGCGCAGGAAGAUCGUAUUGUGGCUCUGAUGGAAGAUCUAACCCGACCCGGAUUGGUGAAGCGUUGCCAGGAAUCGGGGAUCGCGGCAUCAGGAACAAAGGAGGAGAUGGCGCGUAUGCUCGUUGAGCACGAAGAUCGGGUUUCCCUUGACAUGUCAUCGGCGGAGUAUCAAGAUGCAGGGCCGAGCGGUUCCGGGAAUCAAGUGCGACAGGAGGUCGCAAUCGCUGUCGAUACUGCGCAGCCGUAUUUUUUCCGCGACAUCGAGGAUGGAAUUGAGGGAUACAGUGCGGAUGGUACCAGAGACCUGCACGCAUGGUUCAUGGAUUUCGAGGAAGUGGCAACCUUAGCGCGUUGGUCUAACGAGCACAAGUACAUAAUGUGCCGAAAGAAACUGACCGGUACAGCUAAGAGUUUUCUAGCUACGUUGCGUGGGGUGACGACAUAUGUUGCGCUAAAGAAAUCAUUGCUGGACGAAUUUGCAACCAUAGUAAGAGCAAGUGACGUGUAUCGACAAUUAGCCUCACGAAAGAAGAAGAAAGACGAGUCUGCACUCGAAUACAUCUACUCGAUGCAGAAGUUGGCGCAAUCCAUCGAUAUCGAGGAAGAAAGUUUGUGCGAAUUCAUCGUCGACGGAUUUUCUUCCGAUGAAACAGUACGGGCGAUUUUAUAUGAGGCCAACACAAUCGCUCAACUUAAAAAGAAAAUAGCGUUGCGAGAACGAGCGGAUACGAAAGCGGAGGUAGAGAAGAAAAGGCGACCAGCAAUAGGCGACACGGCGAAGCAGAACCAAGAAGCGAAUGCAAGGAAGCCGAAGUGCUACAGUUGCGGCGAGCUUGGACACGUAGCAGCUGCAUGCACUGAUAAGAAAAGGGGCAUGAAGUGUUACGCCUGCGGUUCGUACGGACACAAAGCAAACCAGUGUCAAAAGCGCCAGCAGACAGCGGGUACCCAUUUAGUGACGAAUACCUGCAACGAAACGAUGGUAACUAUUGAAUUUGGCGAUUGUACCCUGAAUGCUUUGUUCGACAGUGGCAGUGGUUAUAACAUAAUUUCCAACAAAGCCUUCCAGCGAAUUGGUUCACCACCUUUAAAAAAUGCAGAUGUCACUUUCAACGGAUUUGGUGGUUCCCGGACAAAAGCAACCGGUCGAAUUUUCGUAGACGUGCGUGUGAAUUCAGAGCGGUACAGGAAUGUUCCCUUUUUCGUCGUGCCAAACGGGACAAUGGUCUAUGAUGUUCUGUUAGGUCGAGAGUCAUUGCUGUUUCUUAACGUGGAAGUGACCAAAGAAGGAGUUAAACUGACACCACGACGAGACGGAGAAGAAGAGGUGCCCAACAAUAACGUAUUUUUGGCCGAGGUGUUCCCGAAUGUAACGGAUCCGGGAAUAAUAGUGCCGAGUAUCUACGAGGAACAAACGAACGAACUGAUAAAGAAAUAUUAUGCCAGCGAAGAACAAAACCAGCCUAAGGAAUCACCGAUUACCAUGAAGAUCAUCACAAAUGAAGGCGCGGUACCAUUUCGACAGUCACCAAGGCGUUUUUCGGUCCCGGAGAACGAGGUGGUGGAGCAACAAGUCGAGGAGUGGUUGCAGCAGGGCAUAAUACAGAAAUCAUCAUCGGAUUUUGCAAGUAGAGUGGUUAUCGUGAAGAAGAAGAAUGGCAGUUAUCGAUUGUGUAUUGAUUAUCGGAAACUUAAUUCGAUGGUGCUUAAAGAUGGGUUUCCGAUUCCGAUUGUCGAGGAGGUGUUGGAAAAAUUGCAGAAGAUUUUCUCAUUUUUGUUCGGUUUGGUAUGUUCCGAGCAAGAAGUGAUAGUGGCGAUUGAUGAACCUGGCAAGACGCAAUACCAUGAGGCCAAUUUUAAUACAAGUUCAUACCAGUACGGCUACGAGGUGGGCCCAAACGGGCAGUUCCAUCAUGAAACGCGUGGUCCUGACGGCGUGACGUACGGUUGUUACGGCUAUAUAGACCCGAACGGAAUGCUGCGGGUAACGCACUAUGUGGCCGAUACUCACGGUUACCGUGUGGUGGAGCCUAACCGACCGGUGGAGAUCUUUGCCGAUGCACCGACCCAGUACAGCAACUCGAUAGCCGAGGAGGAGACGACGGAAAGACGGCGCGGAACGCUGCGACCGUGGACUGAGCUAUAUCUUCCCAAGGGUUGCGGGAUGUUCCCGGGUGGAAUGCGCCCGGACGGAACGACCGGUGCUGGGCCGGGAUCAGGUGGUGGUAAUCCGACUCCACCCGCACCAACCAAACCGAGCACCGGUGGAAGCGGAGGAUCGCAAGGAAGUAGCCAACCGACACAAAAACCUAUCUCGGGUCAGGGACAGGGACAGGGACAGGGACAGGGACAGGGGCAGGGGCAGGGACAGGGACAGGGACAGGGUCAAGGGCAGGGCCAAGGACAAGGGCAGUGGCAAGGACAGGGACAAGGGCAGGGUCAAGGACAGGGACAAGGGCAGGGUCAAGGACAGGGACAAGGUCAAGGACAAGGACAGGGACAGGGACAGGGACAGAGACCAGGACAGGGACAGAGUCAGGGUCAGGGUCAGGGUCAGGGGCAAGGACAAGGACAAGGACAAGGACAAGGACAAGGACAGAGUCAAGGACAUGGACAGGGACAGGGACAGGGGCAAGGACAAAGACCAGGACAGGGUCAGGGUCAGGGCCAAGGGCAAGGACAGGGUCAAGGUCAGGGCCAAGGGCAAGGACAAGGACAGAGACCAGGACAGGGACAGGGACAGGGACAGGGACAGGGACAGGGACAGGGACAGGGACAGGGACAGGGACAGGGACAGGGUCAGGGUCAGGGCCAAGGGCAAGGACAAGGGCAGUGGCAAGGACAGGGACAGGGACAGGGUCAGGGGCAAGGACAAAGACCAGGACAGGGACAGGGACAGGGUCAAGGACAGGGUCAGGGUCAGGGUCAGGGUCAGGGUCAGGGUCAGGGUCAGGGUCAGGGUCAGGGACAGGGGCAGGGUCAAGGACAAGGACAAUGGCAAGGCCAAGGCCAAGGCCAAGGGCAAGGACAAGGACAAGGACAAGGACAAGGACAAGGACAAGGGCAGAGACCAGGACAGGGACAGGGACAGGGACAAGGUCCAGGGCAGGGUCAAGGACAGGGUCAAGGGCAAGGACAAUGGCAAGGGCAAGGGCAAGGACAAGGACAAGGGCAGGGUCUGGGACAGAGGCCAGGACAGGGACAGAGUCAAGGACAGGGUCAGGGGCAAGGACAAGGACAAUGGCAAGGGCAGGGACAAGGGCAAGGGCAAGGACAAGGACAGGGACAGAGACCAGGGCAGGGACAGAGUCAGGGGCAAGGACAAGGUCAAGGGCAAUGGCAAGGACAAGGGCAAGGGCAAGGUCAAGGGCAAGGACAAGGACAAGGUCAAGGAUCUCAGGGAUCUGGAGGUAACCAAGGGCAACAGCAGCAACAACAAGGCGGUCAGGGGACAAACGGAAGCCAACUACAGGGACAACAUCAAGGCCAACUCGGACAGGGCCAGCAUCAAGGCCAGCACCAGGGCAGCCAGCAAGGAUUGCAAGGGGGCGAGCAUCAAGGACAGCAUCAAGGAAGUCAUCAAGGAGUGACUGGGUCCAACUCGCACCAGGGACAACAUCAAGGAAGUAACCAAGGCAUACAUGGCGGACAACAUCAGGGACAACAUCAAGGAGAGCAUCAAGGACCGCUAGGCCAGGGCCAGCAUCAAGGUCAGCAUCAGGGAAGUCACCAAGGAUUACAAGGGGGAGAGCAUCAAGGGCAGCAUCAAGGUAGCCACCAAGGAGUGACCGGAUCCAACUCUCACCAGGGCGAACAUCAAGGAAGUCACCAAGGCGUACAUGGCGGACAACAUCAGGGAGAGCACCAAGGCCAGCAUCAAGGCCCACUUGGCCAGGGUCAACAUCAAGGCAGUCAUAUGGGCAGUCACCAAGGUAUCCACAGUGGGCAACAUCAGGGUGAACAUCAAGGACAACAUCAGGGACCGCUUGGACAAGGUCAGCAUCAGGGCAGCCAUAUGGGUAGCCACCAGGGCAUUUCGCAGGGUCAGUUCCAGGGUCAACAUCAAGGCGAACAUCAAAAGCCGAUCAGUGGAAACAAGGAGGAGCACAAUGUACAAGUUCAGGUAUCCUGGGGCCAAGGAACAGGUCAAGGCCAAGGCCAAGGCCAAGGCCAAAGUCAAGGUCCAGCCACCGGUCCGGGACAAGCUGGAGGAAACCAAGGACCAGGCACGGGCCAGGGAGGGCAAGGUUCAGGAAGCCAAGGUCCUGGGCAGUCGCAAAGCCAGGGCCAAGGAGGUCAGAGUCAAGGCCAAAGUCAAGGACCGGGACAAGUUGGAGGUAGCCAAGGUCCUGGCUCUGGCCAGGGACAGCCUCCGGGACAAGUACAGCGUCCCCCACAAGGAGUACAAAUUGGGAUCGGGUUUAAGCCGGGCAAUGGGGGAUUACAGGCGACACUGGGCUUCGGUGGACCGCACGGCGGUAUAUCCCUAGGUGCGGGUGUAUCCACGGCCGGCAUCAGUGGCUCGGCGUCCACGUCCCACACCGGGACGAAUCACAGCAUUUCCGGCACGAUCGGUGGCUCGAUUGGGACGGGCGGAGUGCAGGCGGGUGCCGGGGCCAACACCUCGGCCACCAUCCUCGGUACGACGAUCGAUCACACGCACAGCACCAACGUGACCGUGACGGCGGAGGGUGCGCAGGUAUCCCACGGGGGUCAGAACACGAUCGACAACCAGCACGUGAUCGUGGCGGGCAGCGUCGGGGUGGCGGUUGGCGUCGCGGCAGGUACGAUCGAGGGUUCCCUCAACCACACCGAGCACGCUUCCGGUGCCGGUGUCAGCGUAAGUAACGCCAUGACGGUUGGCGCAGGAAUCGAGGCCAACAGCACCGCGGUCGGAGUGGGCGCACACCUAACGCACAACGCCAGUAUUUCGAUUCCACCCGUCGGCCAAGGACCAACGACUCAAAGCCCAGGACAGGAAGGUCCAGAACCGACGCCGAGCACUCCGGUGCCAGGAUCUCCGGGUACAGCGAUAGGCGUGUAUCCACCGACGAAACCGAUCGAUACGAGCUCUCCACCGUCGUCCGGUUCAGGCAACGGUGGUGGAAAUGGCAACGGCAACGGCAACGGCAACGGUGGCGGCGACGGAGGAAAUCAAUAUCCUCCCAACUAUCAGAUAGCGGUGUCGCAAUAUCCGUACUUCUUCGUACCGUACCCCUACGCACCCCCGUACGUACCGCAGGCACCGUGCAACUGUCCGGCGGAUCAGCAAAAUCAGAACCAGAACCCGCCGGGGCAGCAACCGACCGGCUACUUGGGCUUCAUUCCCGUCAUCUACAUCCCGAACUGUCACGCCCAGAAGAGUGGACUUCCGGCGAACUUCAACUGGCCUGCGCCGCCCCCACCGGAGGGGCAGGGGCAACCGUUGGCGGACCUUCCGGCCCAGCGGUUGUUCCAGAAGCCGGACGGCAGCUGGGUCCUGCAGCGAGCCCGCAAUCGCUCCCGAAGGCUCCGCACCCGUCGCCCACCGAGUGUCAUCCCUCAGUCAUUAGUCGGGCAGGCGGGUUUCGAACGAAAGUAG